ACAUUCUCCUCCAGUGUACAAGCGAGACCGGUAUGCAAGGAGCCGGCGACUAGCACACAACACAAUGAGGUGGUCGGCUGGAUACCGUCCUUCCCCGGCAUCCCCAUAUGGCGUCGCGAGAGCGGGCUAAUGAAACCCUAAAUAAGUUCUGGAGGAACACCAUUCUGACUCGGAACAACAUCACUGACAUCCGCUCAUCAUCCCCAUGGCAGACGAGGACAUGUGGCGCCCGCCCGCCAACAGACUGAUGCGAACCUUGGAUCGAUCAGCCUUCCAGCGCAAUGUCGACCUCAAAGCCGCUCGAGUUUUCGAGAACAAGAACAUUUUCAGCGUGAGAACCGCUCUGGAGAAGAGCAAGGAUGCUCUAGCCAAAGAGCGCUUGGGGAGCGUACAUCCUGACCCGGAUCCAUCUCGAGCACAGAGCGGCAAGAAGUGCGUCUUGCUGAGACCUGAGACGACCACAGGUAUCGACCCUCAAUAUGCUGCAGCACAUCCCAAGAGCACAGGACCGCAUUCUUCGACAGUGGCGGAACUUGCGAGCCAGGGUUUGAUCAGUGUCAUACCAUUCCAGCUCAAGUUGGACUACUCGUACUGGACGUAUCACGACAUCAUUUCUGCAAUACUCCCUGAGGAUGAACAGGGAGAGAUACCGUCCGGAUUCUCGCAAGUCGGGCAUGUUGCUCACUUGAAUCUGCGCGACGAAUAUCUCAAGUACAAACACCUCAUCGCGGAGAUCCUGAUGGACAAAAACGCCGGAGUGCGUACUGUGAUUAAUAAAAUCGAUGAUGUGGGUGAGGAAAGCGAAUACAGAACGUUCCAGUACGAAGUUCUCGCCGGACCGGACGACAUGAACGUUACGAUUUCCGAGGAAAAUUGCACCUUCAAAUUCGACUAUAGCAAAGUUUAUUGGAACAGCCGACUCAACACUGAACACCGUCGCUUGGUAUCGAUAUUCAAUGAAGGUGAAGCAGUAUGCGAUGUCAUGGCUGGCAUUGGACCAUUUGCCGUACCCGCAGGCAAGAAGCACAUCUUCAUGUGGGCCAAUGAUCUAAACCCGGACAGCUAUGAAUGUCUACGGGAUGCCAUAUCUCGCAACCGAGUUCAAGAUUAUGUACAGCCAUUCAACGAAGACGGAAGAACGUUCAUUCGUCGCGCUGUUCAAGAGCUCGCCAAAGCGGAGCACACCGUGCAUGUGACGAAGCGACCAUCGAGAAAAGAGCCGGAUGCCAAACCAGAAGUGUUGAAAACACUUCACCAGCCACGAACGUUUCAGCAUUUCGUGAUGAACCUUCCAGCUACAGCAAUCACCUUUUUGCCGAGCUUCAUUGGAGUGUACACCCCUGAACUUCGUCAGCUCCUGGGAGCAGAAUUGCGCAUGCCCUUGAUUCACGUAUACUGCUUCAGCACGAAGAGUGAUGACAACGUGAAGGAAGGUCUUGAGAUCGCAGCAGAGAUCUCUCGACAGUUGGAGACGACUCUUAGGCCCGGCAAAAUCGAAGAUGGCGAUGUCCAGAUCUACGACGUUCGAGAUGUGGCACCUAAAAAGCGGAUGUUUUGUGCGAGCUUUCGGCUACCAGAGGAAGUUGCGUUUCGAGAGCUAGAUGCCAGCUCAUGAGCUCGACAUCUUGGCACUUGACAGCCAUUCGCAUCCCAGCUUUCGGAACCGAAUGCCACCUUCUCGCCUAUCGCAGCUGCUGUAGCUUCUAAGCCAUUGCAAGCUUCCUACGGAAAUCCUAGCACACUAGGGCUGUGAGAGAUCAACAGGUCGGUGCAGCACUUGGCGAGGAAUACUCUG
Cercospora beticola is the source of this 1795-nucleotide messenger RNA. RefSeq names its product tRNA (guanine) methyltransferase (gene TRM5). Gene Ontology annotation, cellular component: cytoplasm; mitochondrial matrix. Gene Ontology annotation, molecular function: tRNA (guanine(37)-N1)-methyltransferase activity. The record is from RefSeq and is a predicted model, not a curated record. Gene Ontology annotation, biological process: tRNA N1-guanine methylation; mitochondrial tRNA methylation. Lineage: Eukaryota; Fungi; Ascomycota; Dothideomycetes; Mycosphaerellales; Mycosphaerellaceae.